This is a messenger RNA of Astyanax mexicanus (Mexican tetra), 801 nucleotides long. RefSeq names its product leukocyte cell-derived chemotaxin-2-like. Bases 1 to 432 code for a protein of 143 amino acids. The record is from RefSeq and is a predicted model, not a curated record. The transcript has 4 exons. NCBI's taxonomy places the organism in Eukaryota, Metazoa, Chordata, Actinopteri, Characiformes, Acestrorhamphidae.
AUGAAGCUCAUUACUCUUCUGCUCCCCAUCGCAAAGUUUAAUCGGCUCUGCAGUACAAAUCCUAAGAACUCUGCUAGAAGUUGUGACAGAUUUGGCUGUGGACACUACGGGGCUAAACGAGUCAAUGGGAAACACAGGGGACUGGACAUCACCUGCAGUGAUUGGGCAAAGGUCUACGCUCCAUUUGAUCUGAUACUGAGAGGAAGAUCCCGUCCAUACGGAAAUAAAAACAUUAUUAAUGAUGGUGUCACUAUCAGAGGGCAAGAUCUGUGCGUGAGGCUGUUCUACAUUAGACCAGUCAGAUUUUCAGGUUGGGUGAGGAAGGGGCAGCGGCUGGGCAUCAUGCUGCCCAUGCAGAAGAUCUACCCUGGAAUCACCUCCCACAUCCACCUCCAGAUGUGCGACUGGUCCGACCCCACCAAGUACGUCUGAUCCCUGAAUGGAGGAAGGGCAGCGUUUAUCGAAAAAGUGUAUUUCUAAUUUAGAUAUUUACAAUUUACAAUUUUAUAGAAUUCUUUGACAGGUCAUGUUGAUCAUGAUAGUCAUGCUGGUUAAGCUAAUUGACAAACUUAACUCUCAAUCAGUGGGAGCAGUUGCAACACUGCAUGAUUCCUGAGUUAGAAACAAGGAUGACACUCAUACUGCUUUUGCUCAGUUGGACUCUCCUUCUUUCUGCAAUAGUGCAGCCAUUAUUGAAAAAACAAAAAAACAACUUUACACACCAAACAUGUAAAAAAUGUCUAUAUUUGAAAGAAUAAUGAAAAAAAGUUUAAAUAUGAAAUAUUGUGAACCUAAUCAGUC